Messenger RNA from Aspergillus puulaauensis, 2268 nucleotides. RefSeq names its product glycoside hydrolase family 95 protein. The coding region runs from base 1 to 2268 and encodes 755 amino acids. NCBI's taxonomy places the organism in Eukaryota, Fungi, Ascomycota, Eurotiomycetes, Eurotiales, Aspergillaceae. The record is from RefSeq and is a predicted model, not a curated record. The transcript has a single exon. Gene Ontology annotation, biological process: carbohydrate metabolic process. Gene Ontology annotation, molecular function: alpha-L-fucosidase activity.
AUGUCCGAGCUUUGGUACAAGAGACCUGCCGCCGGGUGGGAUGAGGCCCUACCGGUGGGAAAUGGGCGUUUGGGGGCCAUGGUCUAUGGGAGAACCGAUGCUGAGCUGCUUCAGCUGAAUGAGGAUUCUGUUUGGUAUGGAGGCCCGCAGGAUCGCAUUCCAGACGAUGCUUUGAGAAACCUACCACAUCUAAGGGAGCUGAUUCGACAAGGCGCUCAUACUGAGGCAGAGGAGUUGGUUCGUCGCGCGUUCUUUGCAUCCCCAAAUAGCCAGCGGCAUUAUGAGCCUCUGGGGACACUGUCGUUGGAGUUUGGGCAUCCAUUUGAUCAAGUGAAAAGCUUUCGACGCUCUUUAGAUUUAAAGACGGGCAUUUCCCAUGUGGACUAUGAGUAUGAUGGUGUGCAGUUCCAUCGUCAGGUACUCGCCAGUUACCCAGACAGUGUGCUGGCCAUCCGAGUACAGGCAUCAAGAUGCACCGAGUUCUUAGUCCGCCUCAGUCGACUUAGCGAGCUGGAAUACGAAACAAAUGAGUUCCUGGAUGAUAUUGUGGUGGAAGGACAGUUUAUAACGAUGCACGUCACCCCUGGUGGGAGAGACAGUAAUCGGGCUGCCUGCAAACUGACCAUUCGUUGCGAGAGUGACAAACAGGGCCCUACAAGAAUCGAGAGAGUGGGCAAAGCUCUCGUCGUCAAUGCGAGCGACGCUCUUAUUCUGAUAGCAGCUCAGUCGACAUAUCGAUACAAGGAUAUCGACCACGCGACCAGGGUCAACUUGACAUCAGCCCUUGCCCAUUCAACAGACACUAUAUGGAGUCGACAUGUUGCGGAUUAUCAAGCCCUAUAUGGUCGUUUGGAACUGCUGUUAGGGCCAGACGCAACAGACAUACCGACAGACGAGCGGAUCCUCAACGCGCGAGACCCAGGCCUCAUCGCCCUAUACCUUCAUUAUGCUCGCUAUCUGCUGAUAUCCUGCAGCCGUCCAGGCAAAGUGGACGACUCUGACCGUGUUCUCCCCGCCACGCUGCAGGGAAUCUGGAACCCAUCAUUCCACCCGCCCUGGGGCUGUCGAUACACACUCAACAUCAACCUACAGAUGAACUAUUGGCCUGCCAAUGUAGGCAACCUGGCUGAGUGCGAGCAGCCUCUGUUCGCCCUGCUUGAGCGCCUUGCCGCCACUGGUGCUGAAACUGCUCGCAAAAUGUAUGGCUGCCGCGGGUGGACGGUGCACCAUAAUACCGACCUAUGGGCAGAUACAGGGCCUGUGGAUCGCUGGAUGCCGGCUACGUUGUGGCCUCUUGGUGGUGCUUGGCUGUGUACUCAUAUAUGGGAGCAUUAUCUUUUUAGUGGCGAUAGACGUUUUCUAAGGCGGAUUCUCCCAGUGCUAAUAGGCUGUGUUGAAUUCCUGCUGGACUAUUUGGUAUACGAUGCCUCAGGUCAGUAUAAGGUAACUAACCCAUCGUUGUCGCCUGAGAAUACGUUCCGAGAUGAGAAAGGUAACGCGGGAAUACUCUGCGAAGGCUCAACAAUCGACAUCCAACUAGUCCGCGCUGUCCUGGAGGCAUUUGUUGCAGCGCUAAGGGUACUCGACGUUACAGAGAACAAGCUUUUACUCGAAGUGCGUGACACUCUACGACGCCUGCCACCUCUGAGAAUCGGCUCAGCAGGACAGCUCCAGGAGUGGAUGGUCGACUAUGAAGAGCUGGAACCCGGCCAUCGGCACGUCUCGCACCUUUGGGCCUUAUAUCCAGGGUACGACAUUAAUCUGGUUACUACGCCCGAACUCGCAAAAUCCUGCGCAGUCACUCUCAAACGACGACAAUCAGCCGGGGGCGGCCAUACGGGCUGGAGCAGGGCGUGGCUACUCAAUCUGCAGGCGCGUCUGAGGGAUGCGGAUGAAUGCGCAAAUCAUAUAGAGCAGCUUUUGGCAAAAUCAACUCUUCCAAACCUUCUGGAUACACACCCGCCGUUCCAGAUUGAUGGUAACUUUGGCGGAGGUGCCGGGAUACUGGAGAUGCUGGUGCAGUCGCAUGAAGACGGUAAAAUACGAUUGCUCCCUGCCUGUCCACCCAUUUGGAAAAGUGGGAGACUGCGAGGAGUUCGGGCGCGUGGUGGUUUCGAGCUGGAGUUUGGAUGGGAAGAUGGAGCGAUAUGUGGUCCUGUUAUAGUGAAGUCAGAGCUGGGUCUUAGGGCUAUAGUCCAGUAUCCCAACGAUGGGCCGCGUAGGAUUGUAGAGGGCAUGGGCAGUUUCAUCCUCAACGGGGACGAUUGA